This is a messenger RNA of Caretta caretta (loggerhead turtle), 3701 nucleotides long. The record is from RefSeq and is a predicted model, not a curated record. Lineage: Eukaryota; Metazoa; Chordata; Testudines; Cheloniidae.
CUGUCUUGUUUGCUGACUGGUGAACUUCCUGGGUCAGACGCUGCUGCUCAGCCUCCAUUGUAAGCCGGGGGGAGCCCGGGCUGUGCCGUUGGUGCUCCCCAGCGCGCUCUAUACAAGCCCAGCCCGGGUGGGGACUUUCUGCGGGGGCUGGAACCAGCCCCGGGCUCUGCCGCCACCAGCCCCUGAGCCUGCAGAUGUGCCGGAUCUUAAGCCACUUGGUGCCUUUGUGUGACUGUUUCCACGUGACCCCCUUUCUCGUGAAUAUCGUGACAGCCCCUGAAAAGACCCACAUGGAUCUGUGGGAAGGAUUGGGGACCUUUGCAUUUUUGUAAUCUACUUGGCUCUAAGUCCAGAGUGUGUGUCUGCAGGGAAAGAGCCUGGGAGGAAUUGGGGUGUGAAAUGGACUAACACCCCUUCUGGAACCUGCCCCAUCGCCCUUCUCACCCUGACAGGCUGCAGAAUCACGUCCACGUUCGCUGCAGAUCGUCCCCCUCUGCUGGGAGACAGGGCAGGGAAAUGGCUUCCGCACAGCUGGUGCAGGAUGCAGCACUGCUCACUGAGAUGCCGGUGACCUUUGAGGAUGUGGCUGUGUAUUUCACUGAGGAGGAAUGGGCUCUGCUGGACUCCAGUCAGCGAGCCUUCUAUGCGGAUGUCAUGCAGGAGAACUAUGAGAACGUGACCUUGCUGGGAUUUCUGAUUUCCAAACCUGACAUGAUCUCACAGCUGGAACAAGGGGAAGAGCCUUGGGUCCCAGAUCUCCAGGACUCUGAGGAAAGCAGGAUCCUAAAAGGUGCCCGCAUAGCAGGUGACUGGAUGGUGAGUGAGAAUGAGGAGGAGAAUUCCCUGCAGAAAGCUCAUAAACAAGUGGAGUUGCAUGGAAUGCUACUGGGAGGAUCCACAGUGGAUGCUCCUGCACAGGGAGAAGCUGGUGGGAGUCAGCUUGGAUCAAAGGGGAAGAAGGAAAACCAUGCAGGGAAGGGACAGAGCAAAUCCACUCCCCAUGAGGGUGGUUCCAGAGACGUUCACAAAACCACAGUCCAGCAGCCCGGAGAGACACCGAAAAUAUGCCAGUACUGCGGGAAAAUCUUCAGCUGCAACUCACACCUCACUAGACACCAGAGAACCCACACGGGGGAGAGACCCUAUGAAUGCCCUGUCUGUGGGAAAAGCUUCGGUCAGAGCUCGCACCUGAUUGUACAUGAGAGGAUCCACACGGGCCAGAGACCCUUCAAGUGCGAUGAAUGUGAGAAAAGCUUCAAUAGCAGCACGCGCCUCGUUGGACAUCAGAGACGCCAUAGGAAGAAGAAACUCUCUAAAUUCCCUCUGUUGGCUAGAGCAAAUACCGUAUUUCCCAAUUCCUUGAGUAUCCAGCUACCUCUUUCUGGGGUCAGGGGGCAGUUGCAGGUGCCUCUGGUCUGCUCAGUGAAUCUCUGGCUCUGCCUCCAGUACCAGGAGGGGCCGGGUCUGUGCUGUAAUAAAGUGACUAUGGACUUUCCCAGCUUUGCAGAGUCAGAACCUCUGUGUGCAGGAGACAAACCUGGGGGGAGUCAAGGUGUGAAGUGGACUAAAACCCACUCUGACGCCUCCCCAAUCACCUCUCUCCCUGGCAGGCUGCAGAAUAACAUCCGUCCAGUCCAGCCACGUCAUCCCAGAAACGAAAUGGCUUUAGCACAGCGUAUUCAGAUGCCGGUGACCUUCGAGGAGGUGGCUGUGUAUUUCUCUGAGGGGGAAUGGGCUCUGCUGGACCUGGGUCAGCGAGCCCUCUACAGGGAUGUCAUGCAGGAGAACUAUGAGAACGUGACCUCACUGGGAUUUCUGAUGUCCAGACCUGACUUGAUCUGUCAGCUGGAACAAGGGGAAGAGACAUGGGUCCCAGAUCUCCAGGGCUCGGAGGAAAGGGGGAUCCGGAGAGGUGCCUGCACAGGGACUGACUCCGGUCUGGAUUCUCUCCUUAUCCCAGCAGGUGACGAGAUGUCGUGUAAGAAUGAGGAGGAGAAUCCUCAGCAGGAAGGGCCUGCGCAAGUGAAAUUGUGUGGGAAGGUAUUGGGAGGAUCCGCAGGAAAUGUUCCUGCACAGGGAGAAAUUGGUGGGAGUCAGAAUGGAUCAAAGAGGCAAAAGGAAAAGGACUCAGGGAAGGGACAAAGUAAAUCCACUUCCCAUGAGGGUGGUUCCAGAGACAGCAACAAAACCACAGUUCAGCAGACCGGAGAGACGCAGAAAAUAUGCAUAGACUGCGGGAAAAUCUUCAGUUGCAUCUCGCACCUCAUUAGACACCAGAGAACCCACACAGGGGAGAGACCCUUUAAAUGCCCCGACUGCGGGAAAGGUUUCGGUCGGAGCUCGCACCUGGUUGUACAUGAGCGGAUCCACACGGGAGAGAGACCAUACAAGUGCGAUGAAUGCGAGAAAAGCUUCAAUCAGAGCCCACACCUUAUUAGACACCAGAAACUCCACCUGAUGGACAGACGCUGUAAAUUACCUGGCUGGGGUGGAGUGAAUGCUGCAUUUCCCAAUUCCUUGAGUAUCCAGCUGCCUAUUGCUGGGAUCAGGGGGCAGCUGCAGGUGCCUCCAGGCUGCUCAGUGAAUCUCUGGCUCUGCCUCCUGUAGCAAACCACAGGCAGCGGAGAAGCCCCAAUCAGUUUUUCCUCAUUGCUGUGCUGCCAGGCCCCUCUGCCACUUGCCAGCCAGGUGGUGAUCAGGGAAAGAAGAACCCAACUCCCCUAGACACUCAUCUCCCUGGACUCAAAUACCUUUCCAGUAACCAAUUUCUUGAGCUAAGCCACCUUUCUCAGGGCAGAGACCUGUCUCUGCACCAUCCUCUGGGACGUAGGCUGCGCCUCCCCCACUUACUGGCGUUCAUGUGGGGUGGAUGCCCCAGAGGCCCUUCCCUUGCAGACUUUGGGAGAAAACCAGGGAGAUCAAAUGUUCGGGGGACUACGAGAGGAAGAAUGGGCAGGGAACGGGUUGCAGAUGACUGAAUUAGCAAGUGAUCAAGUGCUGAGACUGGACAACUCUGCACUAGUUGGCCAGAGCUCAUUGCUGCAAAGAGGAACACCAGCUCGAAGGAAAGGAACAAGGUUUUGUGUACCAGGAUCAUGGUUACUGUCUGCAAUGAACUUCCUGCCCCGUGAGCCACCAGCAGCUCUGAGACCAGCACUCGGGCACUUCAGUCGGUCAGUGCAGAGUCGCAGCCCCUAAGGGUCAAUUUCUGAUGUUGGGUUAAAAUGACCUCAGAGCACCCUGGUAACUCAAGAAUUACAGGGCGGGGGGGUUCCUCACUGGGCAUCUUCGACAGAAAUUAGAGACCAGUCAUUUCCUAUGUGUAUUUGGGGUUUGCAACAAGAAGUGGAUGAGUGGGUGUUGGGAAAGGAAUGUGUGACUUAUCUCUGGGGAAAUCAUUGGGGUAUUUAACAGUAAUUUAUUCCAAUUCUUCAGAAUGUCUAAAAUUAGAGUGACUAGUAUGGGUCACUGACAGUCCAGAUCUUUGUCCUUCCUAAACAAGUGGAGUAGGGCUCAGUGAGGGGUCCCGCUGUGAGGCCACUCUGCUCACUGGGGAAUGGGAUUGAUUCUUUGAUGCCCGUUGCCCAUUUCAGGUAACGUUUCACCCCAUCUGAGCUAGUUAUUCCCUCUCCCUGAACUAUCUCUCUGUUGCACCUCUUUAUUUCUAUUUUGGUAAAUAAAACCUGCACAUACAGACGCUG